UUUUUUUUUUUUUGUGUGUAUAAAUAAAUUAUAUUCAUUUCAAGAUUUCAGAGAAACUCAACACUUCCCAUAAAUCUACCACCCACGUCACCCCGCAAUACCCCCCACCCCCAUAGUACUACUACUACUACACUCUAUUAAGCCUUAAAAAACCCUUCCUUUUCAUAUUCCUCAACCCCUUCCUAGAUCUAUAAAAAAAAAAAUAAAAUUGGUUUUAUUAUUUUGUUUAUAAAUAAAUUAUUCAUUUCAUUUGAAGAUUUCAAAGAAACUCAACUCAACACAACAAAACACUUCCCACAAAUCUAAGACCCACCCCUCACAUGAGUGGUGGUGGUAGCAGUGAGACUAUGUCUGAAGAUGAGGACCACCACCGUCCUUCAGAUCUCACGACCACCGGGAAAUCAAGAAACUGUUGCUCAAACGCCGCCGUGAACGGCGGCGCGUUUCCAGAUCAAGUUCUUGAAAAUGUCUUAGAAAACGUUCUCUGUUUCCUUACACAUCGACGUGACCGUAACUCUGCUUCCCUUGUUAGUAAAUCUUGGUAUAGAGCUGAAGCACUUACCAGAUCCGAAAUCUUUAUUGGUAACUGUUAUGCUGUCUCUCCGGUUCGGGUAACCACCCGGUUUAAACGGGUUACUUCUGUGGUUAUUAAAGGGAAACCUAGGUUUGCUGAUUUUAGUUUGUUGCCACCUGAUUGGGGUGCAAACUUCAGUCCUUGGGGGAAUGUUUUGGGUGAGUCGUACCGGGGCCUUGAGAAGUUGUACCUUAAAAGGAUGAGUGUAUCUGAUGAUGAUCUUGCUUUGCUUGCUCGUUGUUUUCCUAGUUUCAAAGAGCUUGUUCUUGUUUGUUGUGAAGGUUUUGGUACUAGUGGACUUGCUAUUGUUGCACGUGAUUGCAGGCAAAUUAGAGUGCUUGAUCUGAUUGAGUCUGAGGUAUCGGACGAUGAAGUGGACUGGAUUUCCUACUUCCCUGAGAACAAGACCUGUUUGGAGUCAUUGACCUUUGAUUGUGUUGAAUGCCCCAUUGAUUUCGAGGCGUUGGAGAGGCUAGUAAUCAGGUCACCUAGUUUGAAGAGACUAAGGUUGAAUCGAUUUGUUUCUAUCGCCCAACUGUACCGGUUGAUGGUUCGAGCCCCACAGCUUACCAAUCUUGGAACAGGCUCAUUUGGCAACUCAUUGGUCAAUGAUGAACCUGAUCCUGAUUAUGCUUCGGCAUUUGCUGCCUGCAAAUCCAUUGUUUGUCUCUCUGGUUUCAGGGAAAUUGUUCCAGAAUAUCUGCCUGCAAUCUAUCCAGUUUGUGGAAAUCUGACCUCUCUUAAUUUCAGCUUUGCUGCCAACAUUAAUACUGAACAAUUCAAAUCUGUCAUUAGCUGCUGCCAUAAGCUCCAAGUAUUGUGGGUAUUUGAUUCUGUAUGUGAUGAAGGACUUGAGGCAGUUGCUGCGACAUGUAAGGAUCUGCGGGAGAUUCGGGUUUUCCCUAUCGAAGCUCGGGAAGAUGCAGACGCCCCUGUUUCUGAAGUAGGUCUCCUUGCAAUUUCCGAGGGUUGCAGUAAACUUCAGUCCAUCUUAUAUUUCUGCCAAAGAAUGACAAAUGCAGCUGUUAUAGCUAUGUCAAAGAACUGCCCAGACCUUGUGGUAUUCCGACUAUGCAUUAUGGGGCGACACUUGCCUGACCAUGUUACUCGUGAACCAAUGGAUGAAGGAUUUGGGGCUAUUGUCAAGAACUGUAAGAAGCUUACUAGACUCGCUGUAUCUGGUUUACUGACUGAUAAGGCUUUCAGUUACAUUGGACAAUACGGGAAACUAGUCCGAACGUUAUCAGUUGCUUUUGCUGGAAACAGCGACCUGGCUCUUAAGUAUGUGCUUGAGGGCUGCCCUAAGUUGCAGAAGUUAGAGAUCAGGGAUUGCCCAUUUGGAGAUUUGGCAUUGCGUUCUGGUUUACACCACUAUUACAACAUGAGGUUCCUUUGGCUGUCAUCUUGUAGAGUAACUCUAGAAGGUUGUCAGGAGAUUGCUCGCCAAUUACCCCGUCUAGUAGUGGAAGUGAUUGGUUCGGAUGAUGAAGAAGGGAGUGAGACUAGUGAGCAUGUCAAUACAUUGUACAUGUAUCGGUCUCUUGAUGGACCAAGGGCUGAUGUACCAUCAUUUGUGCAAAUACUGUGACCUUUUUAGAAGAUAGAAUUUAAUUGGGGCCUCUAAGAAUGAUUAACUAUUUUCUUGGGAAGAGAUGAGAUGCUCUCCCGAAAUCUGCCAUAUGAACGUGCAAAUCGAAAACAAAUGGUGCACCACUUGCAAAGACAGUGAGCAAUCUAUACCAUAUUCAAUGCUAGUCUCCAUGGAUGUCAGUGUAUAUGGUUCAGUACAGAGAUUGGUUUAUCCAGCAAAGCAGUCGAGAAGACAAAUGUUGUUGUAUCAGUAAUCUUUUCUAUUCACUUUUCUUUUUCUUCAUAUUCAUGGAGCCCUUUCAAUUAGCAAGUGGAGUGGUUGCUAAGGCCACAGUAAUGGUAGAUAUUCCAAAUCGCAUACUGGCAGGGAUCACAUUGCAGCUCAAUGAGGAGAACUGGGCUAUUCAGAAUCAACAAACACAUGGAAUACACAUGCAUGCUCGGUCGGGGUACUGGAUCGUCAUUUCAUACAAUUGAGCCCCUUCUUAUUUUUUGUUUCAUUGUUAGUUUUAGAGUUGAAGCGUUUUUAGUUGGUGAUUAGCCUAAUGCUCAGAAGGAUACCGGAGUUGAUAUCUCUCCAUCUCGCUUUCUAGAAAUAUUUGUUCUUUUCCAGGAUGUGUUGUUCUUAGCACCUGACUGUUGAAUUUAUUAUUGUUGUUAUUGUUAGAAGAAAUGUGAGAUGGGUAAUAAAUGCCAAAUAUGCAUGGACCAGAAUGCUACUAGUUUGUGUA
Lycium barbarum (goji berry) is the source of this 2895-nucleotide messenger RNA. RefSeq names its product transport inhibitor response 1-like protein. Lineage: Eukaryota; Viridiplantae; Streptophyta; Magnoliopsida; Solanales; Solanaceae. Gene Ontology annotation, biological process: SCF-dependent proteasomal ubiquitin-dependent protein catabolic process. Gene Ontology annotation, cellular component: SCF ubiquitin ligase complex. The transcript is spliced from 3 exons. Bases 321 to 2162 code for a protein of 613 amino acids. The record is from RefSeq and is a predicted model, not a curated record.